UCAGGAGGCCACAGGCACCAGUGGAGAAUGGCAGGAACCUUUCCAGUUGCGAACAAUGCAAGUUGCUGGUAACCAGCCUCUCUGCAGGCUCCUUGAUUUAGAGGGUUUUCCUUUCUGCCUUUCCUUAUGCUUGGACUGAGAGUGCGCUGGCACCCCGAGUUUCCCAGGCUGUGAGCACGUGUCAAAUGGCUAACCCUUUGGCUGUCCAUAUUUCUCAGGACAGUGCCUGCUUUUAAUUCUAGCAUUUUCUGCAGGAGAUUAAAUGUAGGAUUGAGCUGUUGCGAGCAUUACAUUCUUGCUCCAAGCGAACCAUUUUUUUAAAUAAAAAAGUUGUUCUUAAUAUUAUUAUUACUACAUUCUGGAUGGAAGAUGCAAAGUGUUGAGUGGAUAAAUUUCCGUACAGACUGGAGGCUAAGCAGCGAACGACAGAAGAAUAAUUUUACUUGAGAAGCAUCAGCGAAGGAAGAUUUCCUCGGUGAAAGUCAGCCCAAGCAGUGAAAAUGAUGAUGAUGAGGCAGGUGCAGGUUAACAAGAGCCUUGCCAUUGUGAACACCUCUGAAUCUUGAGAUAGGAUCUUACACGUGAACAAGGUGAUGUCCAUCUUGUUUUAUGUGAUAUUCCUUGCUUAUCUCCGUGGCAUCCAGUCGACCAACAUGGACCAAGGGAGUUUACCAGAAGAUUCAAUCAAUUCUCUCAUUAUAAAACUUAUUCAAGCAGACAUCUUAAGAAAUAAGAUAUCCAAGCAAAUCACAGAUAUUAAGGAUAGCGUUCAAGACACAAUGAAGAAAACAGAGACUGCUGGGCCUGAUAUGGACGGCAAUGAAAGUGUGAAACUGGAUUUCCAGCCGGUUAUCUCAAUGGACACAGAACUACUAAAGCAUCACAAGCGCUACAGCUCCCCCAGGGUCCUCCUGAGUGACAAUACACCAUUGGAACCGCCACCAUUAUACCUUACGGAGGAUUACAUCGGCAGUUCUGUGGCGGCAAACCAAACGUCUCGGCAGAAGCGGUUUGCUGAAAACAAGAGUCAUCGUGGGGAGUAUUCUGUGUGUGACAGCGAGAGCCGAUGGGUCACAGACAAAUCUUCUGCUAUUGACAUUAGAGGACACCAAGUUACUGUGCUGGGAGAAAUCAGAACAGGGCCUUCCCCAGUCAAACAGUAUUUCUAUGAAACAAAGUGUAAACAGGCCAAACCUGCCAAAAGUGGCUGUCGUGGUAUCGAUGAUAAGCACUGGAACUCCCAGUGCAAAACAUCCCAAACAUUUGUACGGGCAUUGACUUCAGAAAACAAUAAACUUGUGGCCUGGCGAUGGAUAAGAAUAGACACUUCUUGUGUGUGUGCAUUAUCCAGAAAAAUUGGACGAACAUAGGUCUGUGCCUCUCUGUCGUAUAAAUUAUUACGUCUAAAUUAUAUGAUAUGCAUGUAGCAUAUAAAUGUUUAUAUUGUUUUAUAUAUUAUAAGUUGUCCUUAUUUAUUAAAUUCCAGCAAGCUGCCAUGUGUGUAUGUAUAUGUGUAUGUGUAUGUAUAUAUACAUACAUAUAUACACACACAUAUAUAUGUGCAUGCACACAAACAACACCAAUUAAAAAACAGUAAAGUAUGGAUAUCUACAAUGGGCUACACCAGUUUUCAUGACUGCUUGUGACUUCUGUUCCUCUUCAGCCUUCCAUAAAUUGCCUGUAAAAUCUUUGUGUAACAUUGGUAUUUUUUCGCCCAGAACUGUCAAUCCACUGACUUUCAUGGAGUAAACCUGUUAAAAGAAAUUAGAUCUAGUUGGCGAGACUUCUGUACAUGCUUUUCCAUACCUUGAUGAUAAGAUUAAAUAUAUAGUGUUUAACUGUAUCCCUUCAUCCCCAAAAACAAAAUUAAUCAAUGUAGGCAGCAUUUGACUAGUAAUAAUAUUCAUUUCCUGUAUGUUCUGCCAGCUUAACCAUUAGAGUUACCAUUUAUCCCCCCCCCGCCCCCCAAUCCUGUCCCUGUGUCACUGUUCCAGACCCACUGCUAAUAAGUCUGCAAUUUAAGUUUAGGUUUGUUGUUUUUUUUAAAAAAAAAUGCAUUUGUUUUGCAACUGUUUUUAAUGCUGCCAAUUUGUCUUUUAGAAGGCUAGGAGAAAAAUCUAAAAUAUUUGUCCUACAAACUUACCAUAGCCAAGAAGCAAUCCAAGUGGAUCAUUAAUAUAAUAUAUAAAAGAUGGGAUUCCUCAAAAUAAGCACUUAAAAGAAAAUGUGAGCAGCCUUCUUCCAUUUGGAAUAAGCUGUAUUACUCCCGAUGUUUCAUUGCAUUUAUGUGUUUAUUGGUACAGUAGGGGAAAAUCCGGUUCAGAUUUUAGUUGCUACAGUAUUCAGAUAUAAAAGACGAUAUAUUUCUGGAAUAAGCAUCAAAGCCAGAUCCGUUCAAAGCUGCUGAAAUGGCUUUGGAGAACUUUUAAUGGAAAAGGCAUACUGAAAAUUGAGCAAAACCCCUUUUGUGUGGAACAAGCACUCUGAGUCUUCCAAUUCUCAAUGCAGUCCACCUUCAACUUUGCAUAGCUGGUCAUAUGGAAUAGCUAGUAGAUCAAUCCUGCACGAUCAAUCCUGAUUCUGCCUGCCAAUCUUUCUUUCUGGAUUAGCAUGCAGAUGUUUUAAUUGUAUCUACAGUGGUGCCUCGCUUAAUGAAUGCCCUGCUUAACGAAAUUUUCGCUUAACGAAAGGAUUUUUCGAGUGGAGGUUGCCUCGCUAGACGAAUUUGUUUUAUGAAAAAUUCGUCUAGCGAAUCGCGGUUUCCCAUAGGAAUGCAUUGAAAUUCAAUUAAUGCAUUCCUAUGGGCAAAAAAAAAUAAAAAAAAAUUCAAUGCAUUCCUAUGGGAUUCGCUAGACGAAUUUUUCGUUAUAAGAAAAGACCUGUGGAACGAAUUAAAUUCGUCUAGCGAGGCACCACUGUAUAUUGGUUUAAUAGCAAUUCAGCAAUAAGAAAGAAAGAAUAUGAACAAAGAAACAGGUGCCUGUAGCUAAUCAUUUCUAUUUUAUUGCUUAGUUAUACAUAGAUUUCUAUAUCAUUAAGGAAGAUAAUCUCUUACGUUUUUCUGCACUCGGGUCAGGUUCCCAGUUCUGGACACACCCUAGGAGGAGUUGAUCUUUCAUUUUGGGGGAAGUGAAAUCUGUCUCUAGUUUCUCCUUCUGUUCCAUCAGAAUUCAGUGGCAAAAUGUGUUUUACUGUGUUAGUCUGGAAACAGGACCAAUGAUGAGAUGCAGUGAUGCUACAUUGCAUAACCUUGCUGCCCUUGCCCAUCAUUAUGUUCCUGAGAAAGAACAUAUGAAAGUUCAUCCACUUCUAAGGAGGAGCUGCAGAGGCUGAGAAAAUGGUUUAAUUCAGUUUACAAACGAAAAGAAAAUCUGUAUAGUUUGGAAACUUGUUUUUUUCAAUAUGCAGUUGGGCAUCUCUUAAGACAUCAUAACCAAAUUUUGCAUGGUGGUUCCUGAGAUCAAGAAGCAGGUUUUCAUCUAUGCUUGGAUACAACCGGAUGUCAUUUUGAAUCAGUAUGGGGUACUGAACGUUUAGAAACUGCACUGAUUUAACCAUUGUUUUCAAAACCGCACAGAUUUUGUUUGUUUGUUUCUUAGAAUUCCCAAGCAGUGCAGGGCUUGAGGCUGAUAGUAUUACGUGAUUUAACAUUUUAGUAAUUGUCAAGAUAUUAGUAGAUGGUUUACAAACAUUCCCAAAUGGAAGGCAAACAGAAGAGCUAAGAGACAAGUUGACACAUAAUAUUUAAUGCUACCUAAGGAUUGAUGUAUGGGACGUGGGUGGCACUGUGAUCUAAACCACAGAGCCUAGGACUUGAGCUCCCGUUGCUCAGUCCCAGCUCCUGCCAACCUAGCAGUUCUAAAGCACGUCAAAGUGCAAGGAGAUAAAUAGGUACUGCUCUGGCGGGAAGGUAAACGGCGUUUCCGUGCGCUGCUCUGGUUUCGCCAGAAGCGGCUUAGUCAUGACCUGGAAAAACUGUCUGCGGACAAACGUCGGCUCCCUCGGCCAGUAAAGCAAGAUGAGCGCCGCAACCCCAGAGUCGUUUGCGACUGGACUUAACUGUCAGGGGUCCUUUACCUUUACCUUUUAAAGGAUUGAUGUAAACUCACAUUCCCUAAUUUUCACCAUGAUUGCGUGUGUGUGUUCAGUAUGCAAUCUGGAGUUCACAUCUCUGGUAUUCUACCAUACUCAUUAUUGGCUAAAGUUGCAGUAAAGCGAAAGGUGAACCACUAGGCAUAACAAAUCAAUCAAGAAAACAUAUGUGAAGGAUAAAACGUUUGUAGUUCUAGCACUUUGCAUUGAAUAGCCCCAAAGUAUUAAUUCACAAUAGGCAAUUGGUAUGGAAUGUAGCUCCGAAGUAUUGUGAAACGAAGCAGCCAAGGUGCCUAAGAGUUCAUCCAGGGAGAAGCCAACAGGUAAGUAAGUUGCAUUUUCAAACAACCCCACGGAAAUUUUCAGUAACCCACUCACUUCAAAUGCUGCUUUAACACUUCAACAACAACAACAACCUUCUCUUGUAGCUUUCUAGUGUUGGAAGAAAUGAACCACUCAACUACAUUACGUGUUUAAAAUCUUUAGAGUCUAGUGCUCAGGGUCUUUUUCAGGGAGUCUUCUCUUCUCAUGAGGUGGCCAAAGUAUUGGAGCCUCAGCUUCAGGAUCUCUCCUUCCAGUGAGCACUUGGGGCUGAUUUCCUUCAGAAUGGAUAGAUUUGGUCUUCUUGCAGUCCAUGGGACUCUCAAGAGUCUCCUCCAGCACCAAAAUUCAAAAGCAUCCUUCAACAUACUCCUCCUCAUAUCCUAUAUAUUUCUUAACUGAUUCAUUAUUGCUUUGCAUAUUCUGUGGGUUCUUUAUGUGAAAUUGCAUUUCCAAAAGGAACUUGGUAGAGUUUCUGAUAUGCAAAUAAUCCUUUCACACGACAGAGCUGCUGGAAUGGACCAAAGCUCUAUAUCAGGCAUAGGCAAACUGGCCCUCCAUACUGGCCCUUUGGGACUGCAAUUCCCAUCAUCCCUAGCUAACAGGACCAGUGGUCAGGGAUGGUGGGAAUUGUAGUCCCAAACACCUGGAGGGCCGGAGUUUGCCUAUGCCUGCUCUAUAUUGUCUAGCAUUUUCUCCCAUUGUCACCAUCUGGCUAGAUGUCUAUAGGAAGCUCACAGGAGAUAUUCAAAGGCUGGGUGCCUCUGAUCUUGGAGGUGACAUAUAGCUAUCAUGGUGAGUAGAUAUUGAUACUGUCUGUAUUGGGUCUGUGAAGUUAUGUGUGUGUGAUACUGAGAUUCUUUAUCUUCCAUUAAUUUAUCUAACAGGUCUGUAGAUAAGUGUUUUCCUUUGUGCUGACCUGUGCUUCCUAGGGGCAACUUGCUAGACAUCGCUUGAAACCGGACACUGAGCUAAUUGGACUCUUGGUCUGAUCCAGCAAGACUCUUCUGUUGUGUACAGCCAGGUGGAGGCUAGUUGAUUUGAACAAGUACAAAAAGUAAGGUGCUUUUUUAAAUCAGCUAACAAUUCUGAAAUUGCACCUAUGGCAUCAUCAAGUCAUACAUAUUGCUGACAAGGAUCACAAAGAUUGCUGCAGCCAAUAAGGCUAAGCAACAGUAUAAACAAAGGAGGUAAACCAAGGGAUGUUAAGAAGGAAGAUGGGACUGAGGAGCAACAGGACUUGAGAAAUAAAACAAAUGCCCCAAUUCACCAUAGGCAGGAGACAGUUUUCGACACAGGAAAUUGGUUUUAUUCGAAGUUCCAUUUAUAUCUUGACCUUUCAGUCCUGUUAUUUAUAUCGUGACCUUUCAGCAAAUGUUUUUUUUUUUAAUGAUAGCCCGAAAUAUAUAGAACCAUCCAUUUUAUCUGUUAGAAACAUUUUGGAGCAAAAUAAAAUCAAUUGGAUCCUGUGUUCCUUCUGCGCACUUUGCAAAUGCAAUUCAUCACGGAUGUGGCAGGGAGAGCGAAAGAGCACGGGAAUCGGUCCUCGAGCCUGAGAAAUGAGGAGGAAAGGGUAAAGAGCCAGUUGUGAGGGAAUUUGCUUUCUGAAAUACUUUGCCUGUAUUUGGUUACUGCGGAUGGCAGGAGGUUGAAGGAAGCCCAGAUGCCCAGAUGCACAAUAGUAAACAAACAUAAGGGUUUCCAAAAGGUCUUCUGAGAACUGGGCAUUCUAUAUGCCUGGUGUUCUGAGCCUUGUGUUCUUAAACAGUUAAUCCCUUUUAAGCAGAGCUGUAACCAUGAAUCAUCUUAAUUGGAAGAUUAAUGAAAUGCAGAUGUAGGGAGGACCAUCAUCUUCUAAUCCUUCAGUAUCUCCAAAAGGCGCCACAUCUUUGACAGCCACUCUGAACAGGCCAGCUACGCAAGUGGAGAAGGGCCAGCACAAGGCUAAUCUGGAUUCUCUUUCCUCUUGGCACCAACAUGGGAUGGUUAAUGCAAGUUCAGUCAUCAAGUCAUUGCUCCCUUCAUCAGGGCUGUGGCCUCAGAGUCAUGUCACAGUGGGACAGCUCAGCCCAUAGAGCAUGAGACUCUUAAUCUCAGGAUUUGAGCCCCAUGUUGGGUGAGAUAUUCCUGCAUUGAAGGGGGUUGGACUCGAUGACUCUUAUGGACCCUUCCAACUACAGUUCCAUUAUCUAUGCCUCCCUAGCCAUUGUAAUCGCUUAUUUAUAUGUAGAUCCUAUAGCUAUCUAGGGACCCAGGUGGCGCUGUGGGUUAAACCACUGAGCCUAGGGCUUGCUGAUCAGAAGGUCGAUGGUUUGAAUCCCUGUGACGGGGUGAGCUCCCAUUGCUUGGUCCCAGCUCCUGCAAAUCUAGCAGUUCGAAAGCACGUCAAAAUGCAAGUAGAUAAAUAGGAACCGCUACAGUGGGAAGGUAAACAGCGUUUCCAUGUGCUGCUCUGGUUUGCCAGAAGCGGCUUGUCAUGCUGGCCACAUGACCUGGAAGCUGUAAGCCGGCUCCCUCGGCCAAUAAUGCGAGAUGAGCGUGCAACCCCAGAGUCGGUCACGACUGGACCUAAUGGUCAGGGGUCCCUUUACCUUUACCUAUAGUUAUCUAUCCAUUGUAGUGGGGUAAAGGGAGCUGAAAAUAAUGCCAAUAUGUUUCACAUCUGGCAAACAAUGUGUGGCUUUGGUUUCAGAUAGUACAUGGGCAGAUGAGUUGACUCUGGAUUGGUAUACUUGAUUCUGAGGCAUGAUUUAAAGCACUUGCCCUAAGGCAGGGGCCCCCAAACUAAGGCCCGGGGGCCGGAUGCAGCCCAAUCACCUUCUAAAUCCAGCCCACGGACAGUCCGGGAAUCCGCAUGUUUUUACAUGAGUAGAAUGUGUGUCCUUUUAUUUAAAAUGCAUCUCUGGGUUAUUUGUGGGGCAUAGGAAUUCAUUCAUAUUUUUUUCUUUUCAAAAUAUACUCCGGCCCCCCACAAGGUCUGAGGGACAGUGGACCGGCCCCCUGCUGAAAAAGUUUGCUGGCCCCUGCCCUAAGGGAACUGGAACCCUUGGAUUAUGGUGGGAGACUCUGAAUGACAGGAGAGAGGGUGAGUGAGGUGCAAACUAGCUGAAGAGAGAUCCCGCCCAUGAUAUAGCAUGAGGGGAAUGGAGCAGGCAAACUAAAUAAGGAAAGGUGGUUGCCCACAGCCUGGUACAGAGAGGCAUGGCAGCCAAGAGGACCCAGUGAAGGGAUAUUUUAUCCCAUGAGGGAUAAAAUAAUGAUUCCAUUCUGUAUCGAAAACACUCCGCAAAAAUGGGGGGUGGGGUGGAGCAAUGCUACUAGCCCUCUCAUUUGCCUCCACCCCAUUUCCCAUGCAGUCACACGUUUACCAAGUUGCAAAUUGGAGAGGAGGGAUAAUGGCAGCCAAGGCUAACGUUAAGGACCUCUCUCUAAUCUGUUCUGCAGGUUUGCUGCUGCUGCUGUUGUUUAGUCCACCUGACUCAUUGACCAGGCCAAAAAAAAAAAAAAAACAGCUGUUGUUCUCAGUUGCAGAUGAAUGGGAGUCUAGGGAAAGGCUUUUACCACCAACCCUCUCAGCUGCUCCCUUGCCCCCACUGCUUGCUUGAUGCCUUGGCACCUUUAGGCAUGUGUGGGAAAGAGAAGAGAAGAGGGAAGCUGGUAAACAAGAGGAGCUUGUUGGGACUUUAAAAGUUGUGGGGUGUUCUCAGAAUUUCCAGAACCUAGCCAGAAAUUCCCAACCAUCAAGAAGAAAGUUGCAGGUAGGUAGCCGUGUUGGUCCGAUUCGAAACAAAAUAAAAAAAAUUCCUUCAGUAGCACCUUAAAGACCAACUAAGUUUUU
This is a messenger RNA of Zootoca vivipara (common lizard), 8251 nucleotides long. It is a transcript of the gene NTF3, whose product is annotated as neurotrophin 3. Gene Ontology annotation, molecular function: nerve growth factor receptor binding; growth factor activity. The record is from RefSeq and is a predicted model, not a curated record. Gene Ontology annotation, cellular component: synaptic vesicle; dendrite; axon. Gene Ontology annotation, biological process: modulation of chemical synaptic transmission; neuron projection morphogenesis; nerve development. Lineage: Eukaryota; Metazoa; Chordata; Lepidosauria; Squamata; Lacertidae.